GUGAGCAGUGGGGCACCUGUAGUGAGAGUCCCCUCCCUGCUGGCACCAGGACCUCAGGUGUUAGUGGGUAGAGGAGACCCCACCCUGGGCCUGUCCCUCUACCAGGCUCUGACCCCUGCUGAGAGGGGCUGGGCCCGCUUUAACACAACUUCUCCUUCCUCACAUAGGCUCCCAGAGGUCCGCAGACUGCUCACCACUGCUCCUUCAGGGAUGGAGGCCAUGGCAGCCAGCACUUCCCUGCCUGACCCUGGCGACUUGGACCGCAAUGCGCCGCGGAUCUGCGGGGUGUGCGGUGACCGGGCUACCGGCUUCCACUUCAAUGCCAUGACCUGCGAGGGCUGCAAGGGCUUCUUCAGGCGCAGCAUGAAGCGGAAGGCCUUGUUCACCUGUCCCUUCAAUGGGGACUGCCGCAUCACCAAGGACAACCGGCGUCACUGCCAAGCCUGCCGGCUCAAGCGCUGCAUAGACAUCGGCAUGAUGAAGGAAUUCAUCCUGACGGACGAGGAGGUGCAGCGGAAGCGGGAGAUGAUCCUGAAGCGGAAGGAGGAGGAGGCCCUCAGGGACAGUCUGAGGCCCCGGCUGUCUGAAGAGCAGCAGCACAUCAUCGCUGUCCUGCUGGAUGCCCAUCACAAGACCUAUGACCCUACCUAUGCUGACUUCAGCCACUUCCGGCCUCCGGUCCGCGAGGCUGCGUGUGUAAACAGCCACCUGUGGAGGCCAGCACCCAGCUGCUCUGGGGAUGCCAGCUGCUUGGGCUCAGACCACCUCAGCACCUUCUCAGACCUGAUAGAGCCAUCCGGCUUCUCCAGCCUGGACCUGGGCCAGGAGGACUCAGAUGACCCCUCAAUGACGCUGGACCUAUCCCAUCUCUCCAUGCUACCCCACCUGGCAGACCUGGUCAGCUACAGCAUCCAGAAGGUCAUUGGCUUUGCCAAGAUGAUCCCGGGGUUCAGGGACCUGACCUCCGAUGACCAGAUAGUGCUGCUCAAGUCCAGCGCCAUCGAGGUCAUCAUGCUACGCUCCAACCAGUCCUUCACCAUGGAUGACAUGUCCUGGGACUGUGGCAGUCAGGACUACAAGUACAACAUCAACGAUGUCACCAAAGCUGGACACAGCCUGGAGCUCAUUGAGCCCCUUGUCAAGUUUCAAGUGGGGCUGAAGAAGCUGAACCUGCAUGAGGAGGAGCACGUUCUGCUCAUGGCCAUCUGUAUUGUGUCACCGGAUCGUCCUGGAGUGCAGGACACCCAGUUGGUGGAGGCCAUCCAGGACCGCCUGUCCACCACCCUGCAGACCUAUAUCCGCUGCCACCACCCACCGCCCGGCAGCCACUUGCUCUAUGCCAAGAUGAUCCAGAAGCUAGCUGACCUGCGCAGCCUCAACGAGGAGCACUCCAAGCAGUACCGCUGUCUGUCUUUUCAGCCAGGCAGCAGCAUCAAGCUCACACCCCUGGUGCUCGAGGUCUUCGGCAAUGAGCUCUCCUGACCUCGCCCACCCUCCCCUGCACCCCACUGGCCCCUUACCCCAAAUGGCCAGCCAGAGUGUCCAGUACCACCUCUUGUAUCUCUGACUGCUCACCUGUCCAGGUGCAGGGCCUGGAUGCGCGCCCUCUGUCACCUGGUCUAAGGAAGGGGUUGGGGGCCCAGGCGGGCUGGAGGCCAGUCUGAAGAGGUGGCAGGGGAGACUCUGACUCAUGUACCCAACACAGGGGGUUUCUGCUUUGGAGAAAGGUAAAGGACACUACCACUCCUGCCUGGAGGCCUGGCCCUGCAGUUCCCCUCCUGUGGGAGACAUCCCAGCACCCUGCCACGAGCCGGUGUCCCUGUCCCUUGGACAACAUCCAGCGUGGAGGGCGGC
Ochotona princeps (American pika) is the source of this 1854-nucleotide messenger RNA. RefSeq names its product vitamin D receptor (gene VDR). Gene Ontology annotation, molecular function: zinc ion binding; vitamin D response element binding; nuclear receptor activity. Gene Ontology annotation, biological process: negative regulation of transcription by RNA polymerase II; cell differentiation; positive regulation of transcription by RNA polymerase II. NCBI's taxonomy places the organism in Eukaryota, Metazoa, Chordata, Mammalia, Lagomorpha, Ochotonidae. Gene Ontology annotation, cellular component: nucleus. The transcript has 9 exons. The record is from RefSeq and is a predicted model, not a curated record. The coding region runs from base 211 to 1482 and encodes 423 amino acids.